Messenger RNA from Bipolaris zeicola 26-R-13, 1017 nucleotides. RefSeq lists its product as uncharacterized. The transcript has a single exon. Gene Ontology annotation, molecular function: phosphoprotein phosphatase activity. Lineage: Eukaryota; Fungi; Ascomycota; Dothideomycetes; Pleosporales; Pleosporaceae. The coding region runs from base 1 to 1017 and encodes 338 amino acids. Gene Ontology annotation, biological process: dephosphorylation. The record is from RefSeq and is a predicted model, not a curated record.
AUGUCCACAGAACCCAGUCAACUGCUCCCCAACCCACCUUUCUACACCAUCCCCAACAUCAACAACCUCCGCGACGCAUCCCUCUCCCUCACCACUACCUCAGGCUCCCGCAUCCGCCCACACAUCCUCUUCCGCAGCGCCGAAGUCUCCAAACUCGACGUGGCAGGCUGGACGGCCGUACAUUCCCUCGGCAUAUCGCACGUCUUCGAUCUUCGCUCCAAACCCGAAGUCGACAAGGGCUGGGCAGGCAUCGUCGGCAAAGAUGCCUCGGGCGACGACGACGUGCGCCCCGGUUGGCUGCAAGCCAUGGAGCAAGCGGGCGUAGCGCGCUCGUGGGUGCCAGUGUUUGAAGAGAGUGAUUAUUCGCCCGAGCGCCUGGCGGAGCGGUAUUCAAAGUAUAUGCAUGAGGCCGUUACCGGGUUCGUGGAGGCGUAUCGCGAUAUUUUGGCAAACGGGGGACCCGCGUUUGGCACGAUAUUGAGGUAUCUUGCGGCUAUCUCACCGCCUUCUUCUUCUUCUUCUUCUGCUGCUGCAGAAGAUGAUGAUAAGGUUGGGGCACUGGUGCAUUGUACGGCGGGGAAAGAUCGGACGGGUAUUUUUUUCGGACUGCUGUUUGAGUUUCUGCGUGUGCCGCGUGAGCAGAUUGCAGAUGAGUACCAACUUACUGAGUUGGGGCUUGCGCAUAUUCGAGAAGAGGUUGUGGCAAGGUUGAUGCAGAGUCCGGGGUUUAAGAAGUAUAUGCUGGCGAGUAUGGAUGGGACGAAACUUUCGGUUGAGGAUAUUGCGAGGAGUUUAAAGGGCGAGGAGGGACAGGAUCGGGUUCAGGUAUCGCCCGAGGUGCUUGAGAAGGGAAGGCAGGCGGCGCUACGAAUGAUUGGGGCAAGAAGGGAGAGUAUGUUGAAGAGUUUGGAGAUGCUGGAUGAGGAGUUUGGGGGUGCGGAGCGGUAUUUGAGAGAGAAGUGUGGGUUAAGUGGUCAGGAGUUGGAUGCGUUGAGGAGGAAUCUUUUGGUAGAGUGA